AUGGUCAGUGCCCGACGUCAGGAAGAGAAACACGCACGCCCUGAUCUCCUCAGCACUGUGUGCUACUACAAGGACCCGGAAACGGGCCAGAGCCUCAGCUCGAGGAAAUUGUGGUCCGAAGCUACCUUCCUCAUUCCAGCAGACGGCGACACAACCGCGACAACCAUGGCAGCUACAUUCUUCUACCUCUCGCGGUACCCAGCUUGCUAUGCACUUCUGAUGGAAGAGAUUCGCACGACAUUUGCAGACGGCUCGGAGAUUGGAGCUGGACCUAAGCUGAUAGCCUGCAAGUAUCUACGCGCAAGUAUCGACGAGACUCUGCGCAUCAGUCCACCCGCGGGUAGCACGCUGUGGCGCGAGAUCCCUCGUGAUGGAAAGGGUCCCGUUGUCAUUGACGGUCAUGCCGUUCCCGGGGGAACGCGUAUAGGGGUGAAUGUGUAUAUCAUUCAUCACAACGAAAAGUACUUUCCAGAUCCCUGGACCUUUACACCAGAGCGCUCCCUUGAAGAAGGUGAUAUGCAUGAACAGACAUAG
Molecule: messenger RNA, 534 nt
Organism: Parastagonospora nodorum SN15
Lineage: Eukaryota; Fungi; Ascomycota; Dothideomycetes; Pleosporales; Phaeosphaeriaceae
Exons: 1
Coding region: 1-534 (177 amino acids)
Molecular function (GO): iron ion binding; heme binding; monooxygenase activity
Source: RefSeq, a predicted model, not a curated record